Messenger RNA from Alnus glutinosa, 582 nucleotides. RefSeq names its product proline-rich extensin-like protein EPR1. The record is from RefSeq and is a predicted model, not a curated record. Lineage: Eukaryota; Viridiplantae; Streptophyta; Magnoliopsida; Fagales; Betulaceae. Bases 1 to 582 code for a protein of 193 amino acids. The transcript has a single exon.
AUGUCUAACACACACUUGCUAGUGUUGUUUCUUGCCGCCGUGGCUCUCACGGUCACUACUCCCUCCAAUGCCGAUUACCAAAAGCCACCGGUUCCAAUUUACAAACCACCUGUUCCCAUUCACAAGCCACCAACUCCUCCUGUUUACAUACCUCCUCCAGUGAGCAAGCCACCACCCACAGAGCAAAAGCCACCGGUUCCAAUUUACAAUCCACCUGUUCCCGUUCACAAGCCACCAACUCCUCCUGUUUACACACCUCCUCCAGUGAGCAAGCCACCCCCAGAGCAGAAGCCACCGACCCCAGCUUAUAAACCUCCCCCCGUGGUGAAGUCACCCCCAGAACAAAAGCCACCGGUCGAGAAGCCACCAACUCUACCUCCCAAAACUGGAAAAUCUCCACCAGAGUACAAGCCACCAACCCCGGUUGAGAGGCCACAAGUACCAGAACACAAACCACCACCAAAGCACCUGCCAUCUCCACCUUACGGACACCCUCCCCCGGAAAAAGGUCAAGAUCCUCACAAGCCACCCCGGAAGGUUUUCCCUCCACCACCAUACGGGAAGCCACCUACAAAUGCCUAA